Messenger RNA from Physella acuta, 454 nucleotides. RefSeq names its product ubiquitin-fold modifier 1. NCBI's taxonomy places the organism in Eukaryota, Metazoa, Mollusca, Gastropoda, Physidae. The record is from RefSeq and is a predicted model, not a curated record. Gene Ontology annotation, cellular component: cytoplasm; nucleus. Gene Ontology annotation, biological process: protein K69-linked ufmylation.
UAUGUUUGACUUCCGGGGUUUGCGUGUCGGCGAAGUAAACAUUCAACAUGUCUAAAGUGACUUUUAAAAUAACACUUACCUCAGACUCAAAGCUACCUUACAAAGUCUUAUCUGUACCAGAGGGUGCACCAUUCACUGCAGUACUGAAAUUUGCAGCAGAAGAGUUUAAAGUACCCGUGGCUACUAGUGCUAUUAUAACAAAUGAUGGAAUUGGCAUAAACCCAGCUCAGAGUGCAGGAAAUGUUUUUCUCAAACACGGAUCAGAGUUGAGGUUGAUACCCAGAGAUCGUGUAGGAUCCUCACAAUGACAUCACUCUCAAAGUUAUACAUAAUUUAACGUAAUUUAUUCCCACCCCAUUUAGGUUAUUUUAAAAAUUUGAAGCUGUAAUUACUUUUCAUGGAUUAAUUCUGUUUCUUGAAAGAUACUCUUGAAGGAUUAGGUUACAUAAUGUAA